Molecule: messenger RNA, 1245 nt
Organism: Postia placenta MAD-698-R-SB12
Lineage: Eukaryota; Fungi; Basidiomycota; Agaricomycetes; Polyporales; Adustoporiaceae
Exons: 3
Coding region: 1-1245 (414 amino acids)
Source: RefSeq, a predicted model, not a curated record
AUGCCGAACGCGGAGAUGAAGAGCAACAUAUGGCCACUUCGGACCGGUAGCCGUCGUGAAGGCAUGCCGCGAGGUUCGAUACCUAAUCGGGAAAGACCGGCUACUUCGGUGUGGCUUGGAGCGAAGCGCGCGCUUGGCCAAGCGGCGUCAAGUGGCCCUAUUGUUCGCCGAAUGCGGAAGAUGUUCCGAGAUCUACGCACGAGGCAUCGGGAAGACCGUGCCGAGCUUCGAGUGUCGAAGAUCGUCGAAGGCGAAAUCGACCUGUUGGGAGACUGGGUCGAAGUGCCGGGCGGGAUGCGAGUGCCGAAAAGAGGUGUAUCGGGGCCCAGCGGGGCUCGGCGCCUAUCAACGGUUACUGCGAAUGCUGCAGAAUCGACCACUGGACGAGUCAGAGACUGGAUUGGUCGCCUGACCUUAGACAUAAGCAGGCACUACAAUGGAUACCUUCAGAGCCUUCUUCGAGAGGUGGAAUCCCUGCAUAUCACGGUCCAGAAUCAGCAGGCGCUAGUCGAUUCCUACAAGCGACAAGUCGAUGCGCUACCUGCGUCAACGGGUAGCGGUCAUUCCCAUCAACCUAAGAUUGGGGAACCUCCGGCCUUCAAGGGCAGUGAGAAUAAGACCAAGCUUGAGGAAUGGCUGGACCUGAUCGUACUGUGGUGCGAGCAUGAGGGAGUGGCCACCGACAAACAGCAAAUCGUCACGGUGCUCUCGAAGCUGCAAGGACCAGCUCAUCAGUACAUGAAGAGCUACUAUGUGAAAAUGUGGGAAGGAAAGGAUCUGGGUACCUGGAAGGCAUUUGUGGCGGAACUAGCCCAGAUAUAUGGGCAACGCGAUGACAAGGAGGGUGCAAAGAAGGAGAUCACGGCACUGUUCAUCAAUAAGGAUCUGGCCUCAAAGGACUUUGUGAAGUACGCUGAGAGGUUCCGCACCCUCGGACGUCUCACGGAGUAUGACGAUAGUCUCCUCAUUGACAAACUCCGGGAGGUUAUACCUCGUGACAUGCGGUUGGUGUUGGCCGGAAAGGACGAGUCCACCUUGCCAAAGGAUUGGACAUUGUUCCUCAACAUCUUGCUCAACAUCAACAAGAUUGUCAACCCGGAGAAGGCACGAGGCUUGGUAUUCAAGAACAGUGGCUCGGAUAAUGGCGGCGCUGUUCCCAUGGACAUCGAUUCGGCUGAAAAGUCGAAAUCGAAGGUUGGCCAAAAAUGCGGACAAGCGGCCGAAUACCCAAAGGGAUGGCGCUAA